Messenger RNA from Hylaeus anthracinus, 1605 nucleotides. RefSeq lists its product as uncharacterized. The record is from RefSeq and is a predicted model, not a curated record. NCBI's taxonomy places the organism in Eukaryota, Metazoa, Arthropoda, Insecta, Hymenoptera, Colletidae. The coding region runs from base 490 to 939 and encodes 149 amino acids. The transcript is spliced from 5 exons.
CUAUGUAACUCGGGUGAAAUGAAUUUUUCGCUCGUAAUAAUUCCAAUUUUUAUUUUAGUCCCGUUUUAAACAAAGAAAGUUUUUUUUUUGGAGGGUGGUGGGGGGAGGGGCGUUCUCUCAUUAAACAGUUUUAAAAUGCAUUUCGUGUAUAAUGCCAUUAACGGCGGGCAAACCGGGCAUUAUGAUACUUCGUAAAGUACGCUUCAUUAAAAAAGUUCCGGAAUCGUCUUCGGAAUUUUCCGCGUUGCUUGGUCGCUGUACAUUAUCGAGUUAUAAAAUUCUCAACGUGUAAUGAAGAAUUUAUGAUGCCGCUACACCGUUUCAUUGCAACCAGAAUUAUUCGCGUUACUCUUAAAGUAGGGAACGAAAUGAAACUGUAUUCAGAGAAAAAAUUUCAGUUCCCUGGUGAAAGGAGAAACUGCGAGACGUUAUAAUUUCGCUGCGAUAAAAAGGUAAUUACUUCAACCGGGUGCGCCUGAGUUGAGGAACAUGAAAUGUAUUCUUUUUGCUGAGGCAAAUGAGGUUUUGCAUUGGAAAACGAAUGUACUGGCGUUUCUGAAAAUUUGGGAGGAUGUGAGCUUUGGAAGAGUUUUAGAUUCCUGGAACCGUUGGUCCAUUGGGCUUUGGAAUCCUGAGACUCUGAUACUCCAGAACAGUAGGAUUCCAAAACCUCAGGAUCUCAAGAUUUCAAGACCUCGAUACUCAAAAACCCCAAAAUCUCAAGAUCCCAAGGCCUCGAAGCUCCAAGAUCCAAGCAACUGCGAAUCUGAGGACCGAAAGAACAAGAACGUAGUCGCGAGUUCGAGAAUUGAAAGAACGGAAGCUGAAAUCCGAGAAUCCUUACACCCGUGCUCUCUUCCGCAGUCGAACAUGAAGUCGAAGAUGGCACCUUGUUCGAUACAACACACAAACCUUAGUAGCAAGGACUACCAAGAUUAAAAACCAGAAAUUAACGCACUAACUAUUUUUCCAACAACCAACGACCACGUUCCCCAAGAAAACAUAAAAAUAUCAUCUGGAACAAAAGGUGGCGCAACUUAUGGGAGGACGCGAUGCAUGCAGGAAAUUCUGAUCGAUGUCGCGUCUCUAUCAUCCGUGGUGCGUCAAGACGGGAACAUUCUCGAGACAUUUAGAAUGGAAACAUUUCCGGGUGUAACACAACGACGUGGACUUGAGCGCAGAAUGCGCGGGAGAGCGAUUUCCGGCGUGGAUCUCCUGUAUCGAGCUCGUGAAUCAUUUCGAAACACGACAUUUGAUUUGAUGGAGCGUGGCCGUUGUGAGGGGACAGAAGGAUAGGGGGUAGAACAGGCCUAGUCAGGCCCGGAAGCACUUGAAUCAUUAAGUUUAAUCGGGCUUGGCCGUCGUGGUGGGUACGGUAGUGUUGUGUUUUGGUUUUGGAAGAAAUAGAGAUUAAUUCACGGCCUUCGGGGCACUCGAAGGCAGAGGGGAAAUGUCAACAGCGAUCAUUCGACCUACAACGAUCAUGUCGCUACAAACAUCGGGUAGAGGUAUUGUACAAUCUACUUUUAAUGUUAAAGUUAGUGUUAUUACAUUUGUACCUACUUCUACCACGAUCGAUCAAGUGGUUGGUCUUGAAGAUUAUAU